UUAUUAUAAAAGAUAUCAUGUCUAAAGUAAAUACAUUGUACAAUUACUUCACGUCACCGAAAACUCCGAAACAAACGAAUAACAAACCGGUACCGGCUGAAAAACCUUCAACACCGAAAAGCAGUAAGGAACAAAAGAACAAAGCCAAAACUCCAAGCAAAGGGAAAGAAAAUAAGAAUGUUGAGGAUAGAAAAAGAGUUUACAAAGAAGAUGACGAGAAUGAAGAAGAAGAAAAUGAACCAGUUAGACCAAAGAAACGAAGGUUAAUUAUUCCUGAUGUUGAUUCUGGAGAUGAUACUGGGGAUGAGUUCAAGCCUGAGAAUGAAUCAGAAGAGUCUGAUUCUGGAUCUGAAGGAGUUACUGAAAGUGAACCAGAGACUGUAAGCGAAGAAGAAUCACCAGAGAAAAAAAGAAAAGUUUCUAAUAAUAGUAGAGGUAGGCAGGGAGCAAGGACAAAAAAGAAUGGUAAAGAAGAUAAGAAGGAGUCAAAACUGUCUCAACAAAAUCAAACACAGAGUUCAAACAAUGUUGUGGAAUCUUGGCCACAUUUAAAAUAUGAUUUCUUGCAACCAAAUAAGAUACGGGACAUCAAUAGAAAACCUUUGAGUGAUCCAGACUAUGAUCCUAAAACUGUUUAUGUUCCCCAGGACUUUUUGAAUCAGCAGACUCCGGCAAUGAGGCAGUGGUGGGAAUUGAAAAGUAAACAUUACGAUUGCGUUCUUUUCUUUAAAGUAGGAAAGUUUUAUGAAUUGUACCACAUGGACGCUGUUGUUGGGGUCAAUGAACUUAAUCUGACAUAUAUGAGGGGUGAAUUUGCACACUCUGGGUUUCCUGAAAUCGGCUACGGUCGUUUCUCUGCAAGUCUUAUAGAGAAAGGAUAUAAAGUAGCCAGGGUAGAGCAAACUGAGAACCCAGAAAUGAUGGCACAACGUUGUAGUAAAAUGCACAGACCAACAAAAUUCGAUAAAGUUGUUAAAAGGGAAAUUUGUCAGAUAAGUACCAGGGGUACAAGAGCAUACACUGCAUUGGAUGUAGAAGCAUCAACGCCGAAUUCCAAUUACCUUUUAUCGCUUAUUGAGAAAUGCCAAUCUGGUUCAAACACGUCCCAUUACGGAGUUUGCUUUUUGGACACUACGAUAGGAGAUUUUUACCUUGGACAAUUUGAAGACGAUCGUUGCAGUUCUAGGCUGUUGACUUUACUUGCUCACUAUCCACCUGUUCACGUCGUGUACGAACGUGGAAAUUUAUCUCAAAAGACAUUGAAAAUCUUAGACAAUACUUUAGCGGCAUGUAUGAAAGAACCUCUGUUACGCGAAUCACAAUUUUGGUCUUCCUCGACUACGUUGAAAAAUCUUCAUGAAGGAGACUAUUUCAAAAAAUCAGACUCAGAAUUUUCAUGGCCUGAAGGUUUACGACCAUACCUUAAUGAGGGAGACAGUUUAGGUUUAACUCCAGCUGAUGAUAAAGAGCUAGCAGUACACGCUCUAGGAGGAUGCAUAUAUUUGCUUAAAGACUAUUUCCUGGAACAACAAUUACUGGCACAAGGUCGAUUCAAGUCCUACACUCCACCAGAUUUCUUAGAGGAUGGCAGCUCUACGUCUUCUAAGUUUGCGAAUAAUAUGAUCCUAGACGCAAUCACUAUUAACAACUUGAGAAUUUUCGGUGACGGAUCUUUAAUGAAAACGCUAGAUCGUUGUUGCACCGCUUUUGGAAAAAGGUUGUUACGUGAAUGGAUAUGUAGACCAUCCUGUCGGAAAAACGUCAUACUUGAGCGUCAGGAAGCCAUACAAGAAUUAAUGGAUCAUUCAGAAACUGUACAGUCUGCACGUAGUAUGCUAGCUACUCUCCCUGAUCUUGAAAGACUAUUGAGCAAGAUACACGCUCAAGGAAAUGCAGCACGAUUAAAUAAUCAUCCUGAUGGCAGAGCAAUUAUGUUCGAGGGUCAAACCUAUUCUAAAAGGAAAAUUUUAGAUUUCACUACUACACUCAACGGCUUCGAGGAAGCAUUAAAAAUAGUUGCUUUAUUUGAAGAUUUUAAUACCGCUUUAAUUACGAGGUGCACUAAAAUUGAACCGGAUGGCGAAUUUCCUUCAUUAAGAGAGACUCUAGAUUAUUUCAAGACUGCUUUCGACCAUGAAGAGGCCAAAAAAGUAGGUUGUAUCGUACCAAAAAAAGGAGUCGAUGCCGAAUAUGAUUCUGUUUUAAUGGAACUAUCAGAUGUAAAGAAAGACGCGGAACAGUAUCUUGAAAAGCAGAAACAACAUUUUGGUGUGAAAGUUACGUUUUUCGGAAGCGAUAAGAAACGUUACCAGAUUGAAAUCCCUGACUCCCAAGUCAAGAAAGUUGGAUCAGGAUAUGAAUUAACGUCGCAGAGGAAAGGAUAUAAGCGUUAUUACACCGCUGAGGCAAAGGAACUCUUAAGCCGACAAAUAGCUGCCGAGGAACAUAAAGAUAAAGUAUUAAAGGACUUGAACAGGAGAAUAUUUGCGCAAUUUAGCGAGAAAUAUGACAUGUGGAGUGCAGCUGUUUACAAAUUGUCCAUCUUGGACGUACUCAUUUCGUUAGCAGAGUAUGCUCUCAGCGGUGACAUGUGUGUACCAGAAAUUGUUAGCGAUACAGAUGGAGAGAUAUUUAUUGAAAUUCGAGAUGGACGGCAUCCGUGCAUUCUUUCGGACUCCUUCAUACCAAAUGAUACUUUAUUGGGAAUUGGAGAUUCUGCUUCUUUCAUGAUCUUAACUGGACCAAAUAUGGGUGGUAAAUCAACACUUAUGCGUCAGGUUGCGCUUCUUACAAUAAUGACACAAAUUGGAAGUUACGUCCCUGCAUCCUCUUGUCGUUUAACGCUGGUAGACCGUAUAUUCACGAGACUGGGAGCGAACGAUGAUAUUCUGGCUGGUCAGAGUACAUUCUUAGUAGAGCUAAGUGAAACUGCAGCAAUAUUGCAACACGCUACACCGUACUCGUUGGUUUUGCUCGACGAGUUAGGACGUGGUACAUCGACGUAUGAUGGAACUGCGAUAGCCGCUUCGGUUGUGGAUGCGCUUACAAAAUUAAAAUGUCGUACAUUAUUCUCAACGCAUUACCAUUCUUUAGUGGAAGACUACAAAAACAAGAAGGACAUUACAUUAGCUCAUAUGGCGUGUAUGGUAGAAAACGAGGAAGAGGGUGAAGUAUCUCAGGAAACGGUGACGUUCUUGUACAAACUUAGCGAAGGAGCUUGUCCGAAGUCUUACGGUUUUAAUGCCGCUCGACUGGCCGGAGUGCCGCUUGUAAUUACAAAUAGGGGACAUGAAAUAUCAAAGAAACUGGAGAAGGAAACGAAUCAGAAGCAGUUGUUCGCUGCUUUGUGCAAAGCAAAUGGAUCAGCGAUAAAGGAACUCAUUGCUGUCAUAUGAAAUACUUAAAAACUCGCGACGAAGGGCAUGUUAAGUUUCUACUCAUAAUCGUAUUGCAGUAUUACAUAUUUAUAUUUAUUUUUUUCGUUGUAGCUACCGGCAUUGUUUAAUACCAUUAUACAUAUAUUUUGAUAAUAAAAUCGUCCACAGCAAUUCAUCUGCAUUUUUAAUUUAUUAUUAAAUAAGGAGGGGAAUAAAACAACAGGAUUUUGUUGCUUACAAAAUUUUAUUAAUUAAUGCCAGAGUACAAAAAGGCUACUUAUGAGACGAGAACACGAAUGCGAUACAAACAAUGUAUUGUAAUUUUACUCACACCAAAACGAGAUAAAGAAAUAAUUUUCGUUAUCUCUUCAUUUUCCAAACACAAGAGAGAAACAGUGUGCAACGAGAGUCUUGUUCCUUGAAACAAGAAAUACAAUUUCUUAUACGUUAUCUCGUGACAAAAACAAGGAAAACAAAGCAAGUGUAAUGACGACUACAAACGAAUAACUGUUAAACCUUUCGACAAGAUUACAUGGUAUCUCGUUUAGACGGGGCCGUAGAUGAUACAGCGAUAAAUAGGAUCGGUAAAAUCGAUUAUUUGCGUGUGCAAUUAAUUUCCUACGAUACAAUUAGUAAAAACUAAUAGUCUUUUUUUCCGCAAGUACGUAAUGACGCAGAGAAGCCGUAUUUUGCUAGAACAUACGAAGAAAAUUAAGACAAAAGAAAAAGAAGAAAAA
This is a messenger RNA of Megachile rotundata (alfalfa leafcutting bee), 4114 nucleotides long. It is a transcript of the gene Msh6, whose product is annotated as DNA mismatch repair protein Msh6. Gene Ontology annotation, biological process: mismatch repair. Gene Ontology annotation, cellular component: MutSalpha complex; nucleus. The record is from RefSeq and is a predicted model, not a curated record. Gene Ontology annotation, molecular function: ATP binding; ATP-dependent DNA damage sensor activity; mismatched DNA binding. Lineage: Eukaryota; Metazoa; Arthropoda; Insecta; Hymenoptera; Megachilidae.